AUGAACUCGCGCUUGGGAAAUUAUAAGCCAAUACUUACAUCUGGUGAAGUAACUCCUUAUCUGAAUUUUAGGAAGAAUCGCCCUAAACCUGUUGAUCAUAAUAUCAAAACUAAAACACUGAACUCAGUAUUGUUUCAUUUCAUAAGGGAGAAAAUAAACGAAAGUCCUUUACUAUCUAAAAACAAACCCCGCAGCCCAUUGUCUAGUAUUAUUUUACCUUCGGAAAGGCAAACUGAAAGGAGGAAGACUCACAAAAUUGAGCUUGAACCUCUUGCAACUGAAACUUUUGAUUUUGAAAAUGAUAAAAUAAGUGGAAAAUUAAGAAUUCCUAUUCCUCAACUAAAAAUGCUUAAUGAUCCAAAAAUGAAUGAAGGUGUAAGAGUCCAAAAAGCUAGAACUAUGAGUUUAUCAAGACUAAGCACUCUAUCGCAGCCUAAUUGAGCUAAGACAUCUUCGAAUUCUCCAAUUAAAGAGAGGAACGAAUGCACUAAAGUUGGGCGGCAAAGAUAUAGCUCAGCUUCUUUAUUAAAUCCUAUUGGGAAAAUACUAAGGUCUAAAGGAAUAAACAUUGAAGAAAAUUUAAGGGAGAAAGAACUCUCUGGAAUUGAGGUUUCAAGCUUUAAUAAAAAGAAAUCAAAAUGACAUGAAAAUAAAAGGAGCUUUGAUGGAAUUGUACCAGUAUAUCUGACAGCAAGAAAUUAA
This is a messenger RNA of Blepharisma stoltei, 702 nucleotides long. The record is from the annotation of a GenBank genome assembly. Lineage: Eukaryota; Ciliophora; Heterotrichea; Heterotrichida; Blepharismidae.